Molecule: messenger RNA, 1392 nt
Organism: Argentina anserina (silverweed cinquefoil)
Lineage: Eukaryota; Viridiplantae; Streptophyta; Magnoliopsida; Rosales; Rosaceae
Exons: 4
Coding region: 1-1392 (463 amino acids)
Biological process (GO): positive regulation of transcription by RNA polymerase II
Cellular component (GO): nucleus
Molecular function (GO): RNA polymerase II transcription regulatory region sequence-specific DNA binding; chromatin binding; histone binding
Source: RefSeq, a predicted model, not a curated record
AUGGCCCUCGGUAGAAAAGGAUUUAAGAAUCAAUAUGGCAAUGAUCAGUCAGUGGAUUUUUCAAUGCCCCACACCGUCGAAGAUCCUUCAUCAUGCCUCAGUUUCAGUAGAAUCAGAAAAGUGAAAGUUAAUGAAGUUCAGGACUCCGAAAUUGCAGUGUCUGCAUCUUUGGGGCACUCCUACAGAAGGGGAGGCUAUAAUACAAUUUCAUUGUGUACUUUUUAUAACAAGAGUGAUGAAAAUAUUAUUUCAUUGAGUCCACCUUACAAUGAUGAGGAGAAUUCAAUCUCAUUAGGGACUACCUUUAAUAAGGCAGAAGGAAAUUUCAUCUCAGUUGGUCAUACUUUUGGCAAGGGAGAUGAAACUUUCAUAUCGAUGGCUCAUAAUUACAGCAAGGGUGACAUUCAAAUAUUAUCAAUGGGUCAGCCCUUUGAGAAGGAAAAUGGAAGUUUUGUAUCAAUUGGUCAGUCAUAUGAAAAGGAAGAUGGCAGUUUCAUAUCAUUAGGUAACUCCUACAACAAAGUGCAUGAGAAUUUCAUAUCUAUGGGUUCGGUAUAUGGUAGAGGAGAUGAGAAUUCGAUCUCAGUGGCUCCGACAUUUGAAGAGGCUGAUACGAAUAGGUUGACAAUGGGUUCACAAUAUGACAAAUCAGAUAGAGAUCUACCUUUGAGUCACAAUUACAAUAAGAAUGAGAGCAAUACCAUAUGUUUUGGUGGUUUGCAUGAUGAAUCUGAGACAAACCGUUCUGGUGGGAUCAUCCAUAACUGUGGUUUCGUUACCUGUAAUCAGUAUACAACAGCUCAAGCAUCGGAAGAAGCUGAUGUCAGAAAAUGUGAUCAUUAUGUUGAGUCCAAGAUGGAUGCACAUAUAGAUGACACUGAGAAACUUAAAGCCAGAUCUGUGAAUAUUCCCAAAGUAAAAGAGCCAAAGACCAAGAAAGCUCUUCCAAACAACUUCCCUUCGAAUGUCAAAAGUUUGUUGUCAACUGGUAUGCUUGAUGGUAUUCCUGUGAAGUAUUUUUCCUGGUCAAGGGAAAAAAACCUUGAUGGAAUUAUCAAAGGGACUGGGUAUUUAUGCUCUUGUGCUGACUGCAAUCACUCAAAGGUAAUGAACUCUAAAUUCUCUUGUCAUGCUUACGAGUUUGAGCGUAAUGCUGGUGCCGAGACCAAACAUCCCAACAAUCACAUCUACUUUGAGAAUGGAAAGACCAUCCAUGCUGUUGUUCAAGAGCUGAAGACUACUCCUCAGGACAUGCUGUUUGAUGUUAUCCAAACCGUGACAGGGUCUCAGAUUAAUCAGAAGAACUUCCGGGUAUGGAAAGCCUCAUUCCAAGCUGCCUGCGGUGAACUUCAGCGCAUCUAUGGAAAAGAUGAAGUUGCUAUACCAUCUUGA